GUAUGUGUUCUAGUUUUCUAUUUUUUUUUUUCUUUUUUUUUUGGAAAUCUGAUCGAUUGCUGGAUCACUCUACAUCCAUCAACAUUAUAAACCCAUGGUUGAGACAAAGAAAAGACAAGCAGCUUCCGAUCGCUCAGCCAAAAAACAAAAGCAACAACAGCCAUCGGCCAAUGAUCAAAAAGACAUUGAAUUGACCCGACCUGAAGAGGAGAGCGCUACUGCUACGGUCAUCGAUCCCAACGAUAAAAAAAGCAGCCAUACCUCAGCAGACAGUAUUUCGUAUGAUUUCGAAUCCCUUGACUGCUGCGAUAGAACAAAGAACGGCAUUAAAGACAUGGGCUUCACCAAGAUGACCGAAGUCCAAGCUCGUACGAUUCCCCCAUUAAUGGCUGGCCGUGAUGUGCUAGGUGCUGCUAAAACUGGUUCUGGUAAAACUCUUGCCUUCCUUAUUCCCGCCAUUGAAAUUCUCUAUAAACUCAAGUUCAAACCUAGAAACGGCACGGGUGUCAUUAUUGUUUCUCCUACUCGUGAGUUAGCGCUACAAAUCUUUGGUGUAGCAAAAGAUGUAUUGAAAUACCAUCAGCUCACCUUUGGUAUUGUCAUCGGUGGCGCUAAUCGAAAGGCCGAGGCGGAUAAAUUAGUCAAAGGCGUUAAUCUGAUUGUCGCUACUCCGGGUCGAUUAUUGGAUCAUUUGCAGAAUACACGAGGCUUUGUCUUUAAAAACUUGAAGGCUUUGAUUAUUGAUGAAGCAGAUCGUAUUUUAGAAAUUGGUUUUGAAGAUGAAAUGAGACAGAUCGUCAAGAUUUUGCCUUCGGAACGACAAACCAUGUUAUUUUCAGCGACUCAGACAACGAAAGUGACGGAUUUGGCUCGUAUUUCCUUGAAGAAAGGACCGCUCUAUAUCAAUGUGCACGAGAAUCGAGAUACGUCGACAGCAGAUGGACUGGAACAAGGAUAUGUAGUGUGCGAUUCUGAUAGACGAUUUUUGUUACUGUUUACAUUCUUGAGAAAGAAUAUGAAGAAGAAAGUGAUUGUGUUCUUUUCCAGUUGUAAUUCAGUCAAAUACCAUGCGGAAUUGUUAAACUAUAUCGACGUCCCUGUUCUAGCUUUGCAUGGUAAACAAAAACAACAAAAGCGUACGAACACUUUCUUUGAAUACUGUAAUGCGGAAAGAGGUAUUCUUCUCUGUACCGAUGUAGCUGCUAGAGGAUUAGAUAUUCCUGCUGUUGAUUGGAUCGUGCAAUUUGAUCCACCAGAUGACCCUAGAGAUUAUAUUCACCGUGUGGGUCGUACAGCCCGUGCGGGUGGCCGCGGCAAGUCUUUAUUGUUUUUAUUACCCAGCGAAUUAGGCUUUUUAAGAUAUCUCAAGCAUGCCAAAGUCCCUCUGAAUGAAUACCAAUUCCCCGCCAACAAAAUUGCCAAUGUACAAGGACAACUUGAAAAGCUCAUUGAAAAAAAUUAUUACUUGAAUCAAUCCGCCAAAGACGGCUAUCGAUCUUAUAUUCAAGCCUACUCAUCAUUCAGUUUAAAAAAGAUUUUUGAUGUGCAUCAAUUAGAUUUAGCAAAAGUAGCAAAGGCAUUUGGGUUUGCAACACCACCCAAGGUAAACCUAGGCAAUAUCUUACAGAACAAACAAAAGAAUAGGGAUGAAGAAAGUGAAGAUGAUAAAGACGAACCACCAAAAAAGAAGAGCAAAAAGCAUAAGAAAUAAGUUUACCAUUCUGUAAAAAAAAAAAUAUGUAUAUCCUUUAAUAAAUUAAGCAUUUUCAUUGGUCUAAAUUU
Molecule: messenger RNA, 1782 nt
Organism: Mycotypha africana
Lineage: Eukaryota; Fungi; Mucoromycota; Mucoromycetes; Mucorales; Mycotyphaceae
Product: ATP-dependent RNA helicase HAS1
Exons: 2
Coding region: 95-1711 (538 amino acids)
Biological process (GO): maturation of LSU-rRNA from tricistronic rRNA transcript (SSU-rRNA, 5.8S rRNA, LSU-rRNA)
Cellular component (GO): nucleolus
Molecular function (GO): RNA helicase activity; nucleic acid binding; ATP binding
Source: RefSeq, a predicted model, not a curated record